AUGUCUCCCGGACACCUCAUCUGCGCGGCGGCACACCGCGUGGACCACCUACCGCCGCUUCUCCUUCUCCGCAGCGUCGAGCAAGCCCUUUGCCCCCACCGUCCCGCUCUGCACUCAAGCAAGCGACACCUAGGCCGCCGAGCUCCGCAGGGACGACUAUUACACCCGGCAUGUCUGCCUCAGGUUCAACUGCGGACACGAGCACGCUGGAGACACCGACAAGCGUGGCGCAGCCGGCCGCAAAACCGGGGAAGGCUCGGGGGGCGGGCGGUCUCCCCUUCCGACGCAUGUCCGCCUUCCUUACGCACUCUCGCGUGCCGCCUGCGUCCCCGCCCGCGCACAAAACCUCGCCGAGGGCCAGCAUCGACAGCCCACGGCGUCGGGUCGUGCGCUUCGAGGGGGCUGAUGACCCCGACGCAUGAACUCGUCAUGUUCAUAUCGAAUCUAUCUAUAGAGGGUUUGUGUCUUUCAGCAGUUUCGUCGGGAUAG
This is a messenger RNA of Schizophyllum commune H4-8, 489 nucleotides long. RefSeq lists its product as uncharacterized. Lineage: Eukaryota; Fungi; Basidiomycota; Agaricomycetes; Agaricales; Schizophyllaceae. Bases 1 to 489 code for a protein of 162 amino acids. The transcript has a single exon. The record is from RefSeq and is a predicted model, not a curated record.